Molecule: messenger RNA, 348 nt
Organism: Protopolystoma xenopodis
Lineage: Eukaryota; Metazoa; Platyhelminthes; Monogenea; Polystomatidea; Polystomatidae
Source: the annotation of a GenBank genome assembly
AUGAUCGGUUUCUGCCCGUACUGGUCUAAGUCAGCUUGUCAUGGUCGCGGUGGGUGCACUUCGCUGAUCGUGCAUCAGAUCCCUUCGUCGCCGCCCAUCAUCAUCUCAUCAGGAAGGACGUUUGGUGAGGUUCGGCGGUGGAGACUGGCUCCCCUUUCGUGUCUGCCUGGAGGGCUGGGCUCGGCUGCUCCUGUUCUUCUCGAACUGGUAGGAUCAGUUCAGAAGCCAUGUGGCCUAACUUGGAUGGACAGAUUGCAGGUUGCUCCGGCCGGCCGAGGUUUCUUCGCUUUCGGGUUUCAUUCUGUAAUGCACAACAAUCUUCAUCCUUUUUACUUCAAAGCAUUUUAA